AUGACCACCACAAAGCCACAAAACCACCGAGCUUGGUGGAAAGAGUGUUCAGUUUAUCAGAUCUGGCCCGCAUCUUAUAAAGACUCUAACGAUGACGGCAUUGGAGACAUUCCUGGAAUCAUCUCCCAGCUUGAAUAUAUCAAAAACAUCGGUGUCGAUAUUGUCUGGCUAUGCCCAUCGUACAAAUCCCCUCAAGUGGAUAUGGGAUAUGACAUUGCCGAUUACUAUAGCAUUGCUGAUGAGUAUGGUACGGUCGCAGACGUCGAGAAGCUUAUCAAAGGCUGCCAUGAUCGGGGAAUGAAGCUUCUCAUGGAUUUGGUCGUGAAUCAUACAAGUGACCAGCAUGAAUGGUUCAAGCGAUCGCGAAGCUCUAAAGAUAAUGAGUAUCGCAAUUGGUAUGUCUGGAAGCCUGCUCGAUAUGAUGAGCAGGGGAACCGUCAUCCUCCCAACAACUGGGUAUCGCACUUCCAGGGGAGCGCUUGGCAGUGGGAUGAACUCACCCAGGAGUACUACCUCCACCUGUAUGCGACAGAACAACCAGAUCUGAACUGGGAACACCCACCCGUUCGCGAUGCGGUACAUGAUAUUAUGAGAUUCUGGUUGGAUAAGGGCUGCGAUGGCUUCCGGAUGGAUGUGAUCAACUUCAUCAGCAAAGACCAGCGCUUCCUCGACGCACCUAUCAAGGACCCCCGUACGCUGUGGCAAUGGGGUGAUAGAUGGUACGCAAAUGGACCCCGACUACACGAGUAUCUCCAGGGACUGGGGAAGAUCCUUCAAGAAUAUGAUGCCUUCAGCGUGGGCGAGAUGCCAUUUGUCAAGGACGAGGAGGAAGUUCUCAAAGCUGUCCAGUUUGACCGCCACGAGAUUAACAUGAUCUUCAAUUUCGAGCAUGUGGAUAUCGACCAUGGCACAUAUGACAAGUUUGAGCCUGGUAGCUGGAAGCUUACGGACCUGAAAGAUUUCUUCCAGCGAUGGCAAACAUUCAUGUAUGCCAACGAUGGCUGGAAUGCCCUUUACUGGGAAAAUCACGACCAGCCUCGGUGUGUUGAUCGCUAUGUGAAUGCCAGCGAGGAGAAACGUUUCGUUGCGUCUAAGAUGCUGGCCAUUGCUUUGGCACUGCAAUCUGGCACACCCUUCGUGUAUCAGGGACAAGAGCUAGCAAUGGGCAAUGUUCCCAAAUCAUGGAGCAUUGAAAGCUACAAGGAUAUUGACUGUCUCAACCACUGGGAAAGGGUUAUAAAAGAACAGCCCGAUGGCAGUUCAGCCAGGAUCAGUGCUCUUGUAGAGUAUCAGAAGAAAUCUCGUGACAACGGCCGAACUCCCGUUCAAUGGUCCUCUGCUCCAAACGGUGGUUUUACCGGUCCUAAUGUCCAGCCUUGGAUGUCCGUCAACCCCAAUUUCACGACUAUCAAUGCCGAGGCACAAGUAAAUGACCCCAACUCGCCUUACCAAUUUUGGGGCAAGGUUCUGGGACUUCGCAAGAAGUUUCUCGAUGUCUUUGUUUAUGGUGACUGGGUGCUUAUCGACCAGCCGAAUCAAGAGGUCUUUGCCUACACCAGACAGUAUGGAGAUGACAAGGCUUUGGUUGUGUGCAAUUGGACUGAGGAAACCAUUGAUUGGGACGCUACAAGCAAUGGCAUUGACGGCGUCAAGGCUGUACUCUUGGAUAACUAUGAUACAGCCGAGGCUACCCAUCACUUCACUGGCGGGAAAUGGUCGCUGCGGCCAUUCGAGGCUGUUGUCUUCCUGGUGUGA
Penicillium odoratum is the source of this 1755-nucleotide messenger RNA. RefSeq names its product glycoside hydrolase family 13 protein. The record is from RefSeq and is a predicted model, not a curated record. Gene Ontology annotation, biological process: oligosaccharide catabolic process. Bases 1 to 1755 code for a protein of 584 amino acids. The transcript is spliced from 3 exons. Gene Ontology annotation, molecular function: alpha-amylase activity. NCBI's taxonomy places the organism in Eukaryota, Fungi, Ascomycota, Eurotiomycetes, Eurotiales, Aspergillaceae.